CCAGGAAAACAGUCACCUUGUCAGCUCGGUGACCGCGAAAGUGAAGGGCGUGGCAGUUACCAAUGACUCUGAGCUGAAGAGAGUAUUAUGGGAUGUCGUCGAUCACAGUAGUUUAUCACAGGAGUCAAGGUUCGGGAUCCAUAAGCAACAACUCUCAGUACACCCUCCUGCCUCCUGACUGCUCCCAGACCUUCUUCUGAAGCAUCAACAUGCAACACAAACGGUUUUUCACAAUCAGGGUAUGCCUUCACUGGUGGACUUGUCAGGGCUUCCACUAACCUCUCUAGUAUGUCCUGAUGCCUCGCAGUCCAUUCUACUGGUUGGGAUGGUGGUGGCUGGAAUGACCGCUUGGCCUCUGUUCUCCAUUUUGAGUUCUUCCUCCUUACCCCUCCCCCUCUGGGAACUGAAAGAAGUUCACAGAUCGGCUUGGCAAGGCUGGAGAAAUCUGGGGAAGGACUCCUUUUUUGUUGUUACUAAUGCAGUAGUCACAAAGAAUCAAACUCAAGGAAACUGUCUGGAGGGACCAGACUCUGGAACAAUAUGCAGCUCAAAUGAGGAUUGCACAAAGGAAUAUACUAACCAGAAGAGUAAUGGGGAUCCGACUGGCCAAUGUGUUGAAUUUAACUCAUCAGUAAAAACCUGUGAGGUGUUUGCCUGGUGUCCGAUCGAGGGAAUGAGGAAUGCUUCCAAACCUGCUGUUUUGGAAUCAGCAGAAAACUUCACCGUCUUUAUUAAAAACAACAUUGGAUUCAUUAACUUCAAUUACACAAAGAGAAACAUCUUGCCGGAUAUGAACGAAACCUAUCUAAAACAGUGUAUGUUUAACCGAAAGACAGACCCAUACUGCCCGAUAUUCCGCCUGGGAAAUAUUGUCCAAGAAGCCGGGGAGAAUUUCACAGAAAUGGCUGUUAAGGGAGGAGUGAUAGCAAUACAGAUUAACUGGGAAUGUGACCUGGAUUGGCUGCUUCACAAGUGUGUCCCGGAGUACAGCUUUCGAAGACUGGAUGAGAAAAACGACAAGAAGACCCUAUUCCCUGGCUUCAGCUUCAGGUUUGCAAGAUACUAUAAACAGAAUGGAGUGGAAGAGCGCACAUUGUUCAAGGUGUAUGGAAUCCGGUUUGAUGUCAUGGUGACUGGAAAGGCUGGAAAAUUCAGUCUAAUUAAGCUGAUUACAUACAUUGGAUCCACACUCGCCUACUUCGGUAUGACAAUAAUCGUGGUUGACUUCCUCCUUGCAAACUACGUUCAUCCCAGUUGCUGCAAAAAAGAGGUCAAAAGUUACUAUACUGGGAAGAAAUAUGAAACUGUGGAAUAUCAGUUAGAGAUGAGAGACGUCAGCAACAGAGAAGGUCAGGAUUGUGAAUCCAGCCCUUAGUGCAUUUUUAUACUGUGUUUAUUGUUGUUGUUGUUAUUUUAACAUGUAUUGUGCACACAGUAUAUUUUUCAUUGCUAAUCAAAGGCAGAUAGUUAAUUCAGUUUUGUUCUGACAGCAGUUUUCAUAAACUGAUGCUUUGCAACACUUUUGUAUCGCGCUGAAAUUAAUAAAAAUGAACAAAAUACAGUAAA
Molecule: messenger RNA, 1566 nt
Organism: Acipenser ruthenus (sterlet)
Lineage: Eukaryota; Metazoa; Chordata; Actinopteri; Acipenseriformes; Acipenseridae
Product: P2X purinoceptor 4-like
Exons: 12
Coding region: 242-1375 (377 amino acids)
Biological process (GO): monoatomic cation transmembrane transport; response to ATP
Cellular component (GO): nuclear inner membrane; plasma membrane
Molecular function (GO): ATP binding; purinergic nucleotide receptor activity; extracellularly ATP-gated monoatomic cation channel activity
Source: RefSeq, a predicted model, not a curated record